CUUGUGCAUGUGGUUUAACGUUCAUAUGUCGAUAAAUGUACAUGUCAGAAAUUUAUCAUGACGACUACUGAAGAGUUAAUACGAAUUCUAGAAGGCGAUGAAAAUGAAGAAUUUUUAUCAGACGAAGAGUUUGACAUUGAUGAAGAGAUUCAAGAUAACAAUGUCACAACCACUAAUUGGACAACGCAAAUUGCUACCCCAAUGUUAGAAGAAUUCGACGACUUUGUUUGUGGACUGUCGCCUGCUGUCAAAUUAGAUGGUACCUCCACGGAAUUAGAUUUCUUCGAACAUUUUUGUAGCAAAGGCUUGUUACAGAAAAUAGCAAAUUGUACGAAUAAAUAUCAUCAACACUUCGUAAGACAUACUGAUCUCAGAAUAUAUUCAAGACUGCAACAAUGGCGCGACGUUUCUAUUGAGGACCUUUACAUAUUCCUUGCAGUAACAAUGCUUUUCACUAGAAACAAAAGAAUAACAAUUGAAGAACACUGGUCUACAGAACCGUUAUUACAUAGUAUGGUGUUCCAUAAUACUAUGUUUCGAAAUAGAUAUUGCUCAAUUUUAGGAAUGCUAUCUUUUUAUGAGGCACCUGCAGGGAUGAGUAGUGUACCGAGAUCACAUAAAAUAAAAAUGAUGAUUGACCACGCUCGUGAAACUUUCAAAACAACAUUUAUCCCGGCAAUGAAUGCCUUCAAAAAAUGUGGCAUAUGGCCUUUCAAUCAGAAUAACUUAACAGAUUCAGAUUUUUCAGCUGCUUCAACCACAGACUCGAACAAAAAACCAAACGAGAAAAAACUAUCGCCGAGGGAAAAUGUUGUUCUCACUUCAACCCCCUACAAAAUUGAGUCAAAAGAACGAGAACAACUUAAGAGAACGAAGAAGUGUUCUAAUCCAAAUGACCCCAAGUUCAAAAAGAACUCUAAGAAACAGCAGACCCAAAAAGCUCCCUCUGGUGUAGAGAAAACCGACGAGAAUACCAUGUGCCUGUACUGCCUUGACGAGGUUAAAAUGUUGUCUGAAGGAGCGAUGAUAGAAUAUGAGGCUCCUGAACAUCAGCGAAUCCUAGUCAGCAAAAUUACAUGUCAAUACCUGGACUUACAAGAACAAAAUGAUAAUCUGCAAUGUCAUUGGGUUUGA
Nymphalis io (European peacock) is the source of this 1134-nucleotide messenger RNA. RefSeq names its product piggyBac transposable element-derived protein 4-like. Gene Ontology annotation, molecular function: transposase activity. Gene Ontology annotation, cellular component: nucleus. NCBI's taxonomy places the organism in Eukaryota, Metazoa, Arthropoda, Insecta, Lepidoptera, Nymphalidae. Gene Ontology annotation, biological process: non-replicative DNA transposition. The record is from RefSeq and is a predicted model, not a curated record. The coding region runs from base 58 to 1134 and encodes 358 amino acids. The transcript has 5 exons.